Salvelinus sp. IW2-2015 is the source of this 1793-nucleotide messenger RNA. RefSeq names its product heparan-sulfate 6-O-sulfotransferase 1-A-like. Gene Ontology annotation, molecular function: heparan sulfate 6-sulfotransferase activity. NCBI's taxonomy places the organism in Eukaryota, Metazoa, Chordata, Actinopteri, Salmoniformes, Salmonidae. The record is from RefSeq and is a predicted model, not a curated record. Gene Ontology annotation, cellular component: membrane.
UGGGUUAUUUCGCUGAGGAUCCUGGGUACAUAGCUCAAUAGUAAUGCAGCGAAGAGGACUUUAAACACACAUGCAUCGCAACAACACAGCGACGAGAGAAAACGGAGAACACACAUUGUUGCGCUGGAUUUUACAGGUCUCUCUGUACACUGUAAAUACGCUUAGUUUAGUUACAUUGUAUUCACAUAAUCGCUUCUGUAACCUACCCCAUUGAUAUGACCSCGUCCUGUURCGCUUGCUUGGGGAGAGAGAGUACAACAACAGGAAUMAAUUCUAGRUACYCRGUUCUGYUCCCCUCGAGUCGGUUUACCGGGAAAUGGUAACGUUUGCACCGCAUUGGAAGGACCAUGGUUGAGGCGAGCAGCAAAUUUCUCCUAAUUGUAGUCGGCUCCGUCUGUUUUAUGCUGAURUUAUAUCAAUACGUCGCGCCCGGGGUUAUCAAUUUCGGCUCACCACACGGAUAUUUCACUGAGGAGGACGAUGSUGGGGACAUUUUCCCUUCCCCWGACCCGCACUARGUCAAGAAAUACUARUUCCCAGUCCGGGAUUUGGAYCGAACYGUGGAAUUUGAAAUCAAAGGAGAAGACGUMAUKGUMUUUUUACACAUUCAGAAGACAGGYGGGACAACGUUCGGGAGACACCUGGUUCAGAAUGUGAGGUUGGAGGUUCCGUGUGACUGUAGACCGGGRCAGAAGAAGUGUACCUGUUAUCGACCCAACCGAAAAGAGACCUGGUUAUUCUCCCGGUUCUCCACCGGUUGGAGUUGUGGCUUACACGCGGACUGGACCGAGCUAAAAAAUUGUGUUCCUGGAGUUCUAGAUAAAAAGGAGACCAGGAUAAAAAAUGAACGGAAAUUCUACUACAUAACCCUCUUAAGGGACCCAGUGUCUCGGUACCUCAGCGAAUGGAGACARGUCCAGAGGGGCGCGACGUGGAAGACCUCAUUACACAUGUGUGACGGACGWACCCCUACMCCGGAGGAACUWCCAGCCUGCUACGAGGGUUCUGAUUGGUCAGGAUGUACCUUGCAGCAGUUCAUGGACUGUCCUUAUAACCUGGCCAAUAACAGACAGGUUCGUAUGCUAGCGGACCUGAGCCUGGUAGGCUGCUACAACAUGUCUACAGUCCCAGAGCAGAGGCGUUCUCAGCUGUUAUUAGACUCUGCUAAGAAGAACCUGAGGGACAUGGCCUUCUUCGGCCUGACAGAGUACCAGAGGAAAACCCAGUUCCUGUUUGAGCGCACCUUCAGACUGAGGUUCAUACGCCCCUUUAUGCAGUACAACAGCACCAGAGCGGCCGGAGUGGAUUUGGACAACACUACGGUYCAGCGCAUCGAGGAGCUGAAUGAGCUGGACAUGGAGCUGUAUGAUUACGCCAGAGACCUGUUCCAGCAGAGAUACCAGUACACCAGGCAGCAGGAACGACGGCUGCAACGACUCAGGACCCACAACCAGAACCACAACGGUCAGAGGUUAGGGGUCGAGGGUCAAGGCCUGGGAGUGGGCCUGUGGCCUUCUAGAUCCAAACUAACCCCUGAACCAGGGGAGGGAGAAGUGGAGGACCCAGAAGAAGGGGGGAGAACAGAGGAGGUGGGAGGGAGGUUACCAACGGAAGACUAUAUGAACCAGAUAAUUAAUCGUUGGUAACGCACAUACACUCAUCGGAGGUUAGAGGUCAGGGGUGAAAGUGUAUAGGGUAGUUAUGGAGACUGAAGUAGAGGAAUGGAUUGAAUGUCGCUGACAACCGACUUUCAUCGUUCCCUCUCUCUCGCUUUCCCUACUCCACGUAAAGUG